Molecule: messenger RNA, 1261 nt
Organism: Hyposmocoma kahamanoa
Lineage: Eukaryota; Metazoa; Arthropoda; Insecta; Lepidoptera; Cosmopterigidae
Product: WSCD family member AAEL009094
Exons: 5
Coding region: 134-1054 (306 amino acids)
Molecular function (GO): sulfotransferase activity
Source: RefSeq, a predicted model, not a curated record
GCAUAAUGUAAACAAACUAAAACAAUGUCGUUAUUCAGUGUUUAUAGUGAGUUAGAAUAGAAGAUUGUGGAAUUAUGAAUUAAAUGGUUGUUUGCCAGGUCCGGAUAUCUCAUUUAUAUGAGAGAGAUCAAUCAUGUCCCGGAGAUUCAUAUUCUUGUUGGUGGCAACGGUGGUUAUGCUGUAUUUCUCGAUAAUUCUAUUUAUGUUGAAGCCAUUGCACACAGUCCACGGAGACGCGUUUUCGAUGCGAUUUUCGUUUAGACAAGCGGCUGUUGUCGACUGGUGCAAGCCUUUGCGAUGGCGAGAGCCUCCUCGGGACGUGGUGGCUCUUGUGUCCUAUCCAGGCAGUGGAAAUACUUGGCUUAGAUAUCUUUUACAACAAGCCACUGGAAUAAUAACCGGCUCAGUGUAUAGAGAUCAUGGUCUUCAGCUACAUGGUUUCCCUGGAGAAGAAGUGACUAACGGCUCUGUGCUAGUUGUAAAAACGCAUGAACAAAACUUUAUUUGUCAAUCUGCCAUUAUUCUUAUACGGAAUCCUAGAGAUGCUAUUCUGGCUGAAUUUCACAGACUCUGGAGAGGACAUAUAGGAACAGCACCAAAAUCAGUUUUUCAAAAACGUAUUAGGAGUACAAAUUCAAGAAUAAAAAAUAAAGAGUCUACAUCAUCUAAAGGUGCACGGCGUGAACAUCCAGAAUGGUUAUACCACUUUAAAACGCAGUUGAGAUCGUGGGAGUCGCUCCAUUUAACUUGGCUGACCAAUUUCCUCGGCCCCAUCCACAUAGUUUUCUACGAUCAAUUGGUCAAAGAUACCAGGAACAUACUCAUGGGAAUACUUGACUUUUUGAACAACACAGUGACUGAGGAUGAUCUAUACUGUGCAUUAAUGCAUAAAGAAGGCAUUUACCGUCGCCGCAACAAGCUCCAGAACUUCGAUCCCUAUUCACCUCAAAUGUAUGAACAGCUGAAAGUUGUCAAAACAAAAGUGUACAAUUUAGUCAAUGAUUACAAGAAGAAGCAUAAUUCUACCAAAAAACAAAGGGUAACUAGUAAUUAAAAACUAAUAUUUAACAGUUGAUAUAACCUCAAUUGGAAGUCCCGUUUUGUUCUGGACCCCUUAUAAGAGCAUAUACGCACAGGACUCAAAAUAUUUGAACGUAGCGCUUUCAACUUCCAACCUGAUAGAAUUUUUAUAUAUUUUAAUCAUCGAGUAUAUAGCCAGAAAUAGAGACGAAAUGUCAAUUAAUUUGUUUGAAAACUAUUC